Messenger RNA from Loxodonta africana (African savanna elephant), 2714 nucleotides. RefSeq names its product ubiquitin related modifier 1 (gene URM1). Gene Ontology annotation, molecular function: protein tag activity. Gene Ontology annotation, cellular component: cytoplasm; nucleus. Lineage: Eukaryota; Metazoa; Chordata; Mammalia; Proboscidea; Elephantidae. The record is from RefSeq and is a predicted model, not a curated record. The coding region runs from base 6 to 335 and encodes 109 amino acids. Gene Ontology annotation, biological process: protein urmylation; tRNA thio-modification. The transcript has 5 exons.
AAGCGAUGACCGGAAGUGAAACUGUGCGCCGGAAGUUGACGGGCGUUUCCUGCGAGCUUGGUUUCCCCAAGAUGGCAGCGCCCUUGUCAGUGGAGGUGGAGUUCGGAGGUGGCGCGGAGCUCCUGUUCAAUGGUGUAAAGAAGCAUCAGGUCACCUUGCCUGGGCAGGAAGAGCCCUGGGACAUCCGGAACCUCCUUGUCUGGAUCAAGAAGAAUUUGCUAAAAGAGCGGCCAGAGUUGUUCAUCCAGGGAGACAGCGUGCGGCCAGGAAUUCUGGUGCUGAUUAACGAUGCCGACUGGGAACUGCUGGCCACAAGGUUUCCAUGGGGAAGAUGAGUGGAUCUGAAGUGUUGAUGGAGGCCCCUCUCUUCUCAAAGAUCGAAGUCUCCGCCUCAGUUUCCCCAUCUGGAUAGCAGAGGGCUCCGCCUGUCCCCUACUGAUACCAUUAUGGAACCCCAGCUGGGGUCCCCUAUUCAGUGCUGACCCCCCCCCACCCAGCAGCUGCUCUUCCAACCACACCGCUCCUCCUGCUCCCCCAACCCCCAGCCCUUGACCCUGGCUGGCCUCCCCCUACACAGGCCACCAGAUGGGCUCCUGAGACCCUCCCCCAGCAAAAGGCUGCCUGCCUGCCACUCAUCCUGCUGGGUGGGGAGGAGGAGGGAGUAAUCUAAACUUUGGGCCAAUAAAUAGAGGUCUGGCAGGCUCAGUGUGCCUCAGUUUCCUCUUCUAUAACAAUGUGGAUAUUUAUCAUUAUAAAUCAGCUCAUCUGAUACUUGAUGGCACAAAUGUAGACGAUCUCCCUUCCUGCCUCCUUGCUGGAAGCAGGGUGGGGGCAGACAGUGCUGGGUAGGCAGGAUGAUUUGCCCCUCCUCCCUCCAUCCCUUUUGGAAGUCUGGGUCCUCAGUGCCUGCAACAGCUGUCCUUGGGCAAAUAAAAGACUAGGUUGUUCACUAGCCUUGCUUGGAGCUUCAUCCUUAGAAACAAGUGGGCACCCCCACAUUUCCCAGUCUUGGUCUUUGAUGCAAGCUUUCUGUCCUCAGCCUAGGGCUCUCAGAGCUGCCUUUGACCCCGAAAGAAGGCAGGGCAGUUGUAACCCAAACUAUCCAGGAAGGGGUGGUUUGGUGGAGAGGGUGUGGCAGACCAGCCUGGGUCCUGGAAAUGCUUUCCUACCCAGCCAGCCAAGGCCAUGCUUUGGCCCACCAGCUGCAGCCAGCAGCCCCAGAACCCAGAAUGGGGGUGGCAUAGAUAAAGCUGGGGAGCCCCCUUUGCUUUCCAUGACCUGGAGAAAAAACCUUUGUUUGCUGGAGAGAGAUCUCAAAAAAAUUAGACUAUUAUUAACAUCCCACUCAAAAUGUUGCUUUUCAUUAAAUGUCAGUAGUUAUAAGUUGGAAUUUCUCUCACCCUGUGGAGAUGAGAGCGCCGAAUGGUUUUCCCGGCAGUAUUGGGGGCACACUGUUCUCAGGGCUUAGAAGACAGAUGACCCCCCGGCUGGUGAGCUGCUCUCCAGCACUGCUGUCAGUGGAGGCCCUCUGGUCAUGUGUAUGGGUAGGAGGGGCCGUGUUGGGACUUGGGUAGGAGCUGGCCUGGGUGCGAAUUCGGGGCAGUGUUGGGCUCUGAGUGCUUCCCAGAGGGACUGUAUGACCAACCCUAACUAGGUGCUGAGGUCAGCAUCUCCAUGUUAGGGAACAGAGCAGGGAUUUGAAUGGCCUCCCCUAUGGCCACAUUUUAGAGGGUCAGCCUGUCUGGAUUCUUGUAACCUGGAGGUCCCUCCCUGCCUCCAGCCCUCUUAAGGUGCCUCUGUGGCCCAUCGCCCCAUCUGGGAUUUCUGGUUCUGAAAAUCAGGUGCUGGAGCACCUUUCCCUUUCACUGCAUGCAGGAGUGGUGGAGGGAGAUGCAGGAUAUUCCUUCCCGCUGCGCGGCACCCCAAUUAAUGCUGAGAGUAGGGCAGGAGGACACACUGGGAAAACCCGGUUCUCAGCGCGCUAGGGAUGCGUGCCCAGAGACGGAAAUUGGCAAGGGCCAGGUCACUCGGGACCAUUUCAGGUCAUUUUUAGACUUAAGCCCGGGAUGGAGAGGGGUCAGGGACAGGUGAACCUCCUCAGCCACAGCAAAUCCGAACUGCCCCCUCUCCCCAGCAACUCCUUUUGAGUUGGCCCUGGCUUUUGAGGAAAUAAAUAAAUAAACCCCACUAUCUCCGAAGAUUUUUCUUUAAUGAAAAGGAUUCAUUUGUCCAAGUUCUAAUUCCAAAGCCAAGCCGACUGCCGGGCUGGAGCGCAUCAUUCCCGACUCUUCUCAGGCUUCGGGGCUGCUGCUGGAGGCGCAGCCCAUCAUCGGUCGGAGGGGCUGGCGGGAGGGGUCGAUGUGCUUGGGAUUUAGGGGUUGGCUUACGCUUUUUUUUGUUUUGGGGAUAUUGGUGAGGGGAUAGGUUAGAACCAAUUCAAAACGAGUUAGCGAGCGUAUUCCGCUGGCAUCUUCUUUUGCCCCCGACUUCCUGCGGCUCUGGCCAAGGCGGACUCCCCUGACCACGUUCGGCUCCGCCACUGCGUGCCAGCUUCGUUCCCAGACGAAAUUUGAAAGGGGGACAAACGACGCGAUUGACUGGAGAACCCCUCCAGCCGGGACCGAUCACCCGCAGAAAAGAAGGAGGAGGAUGAGGAUGGCGGCGCUGGUGGAUGGGUCGGGCGUCCCUCCUCUGUGCGCCUGGCGGGGGCCGCG